Cyanidioschyzon merolae strain 10D is the source of this 1722-nucleotide messenger RNA. Its product is annotated as retroelement, alive. The record is from RefSeq and is a predicted model, not a curated record. The transcript has a single exon. The coding region runs from base 1 to 1722 and encodes 573 amino acids. NCBI's taxonomy places the organism in Eukaryota, Rhodophyta, Bangiophyceae, Cyanidiales, Cyanidiaceae.
AUGCUAGAGAGCACCAACGAAGAUGAGACCUGGCGCUACAUUCGAUCGAGACUGGACCCACCAAAAAAGUGCCUGGGACUCACACCAAUCGUUUAUGAGGAAGCGCUGAGGACGGAGAGUGCCUCAGUGAAUGAGGCCUGGACGGACCACGGCACAGAGCUGCAUGAAGACGCAACUGGGCACUGCCGAAACCGAAUCUAUUGGCACCAAUAUGCUGCCAAACUACAGCGCCUCGACCCGGUACCGGAAUGGAACGACCCAAUCUUCUGGCCUGAAUCUGUUCGGACCCUGCUAUGCUCAAGCAACCGCAAAACACCUGGCUUUAACGGUAUCCCUGCGGAGUGGAUGAAACUGGUGACCCCAAAAGACGAGACAACAGGGACACCAUCGAUACCAGAUGAACCUGACACAAUCUUAGGCAAACGCCUUCUGGAGCUCAUCCAACGCAUGUUCGAAGAGGCGUACAUCCCGGAUGUACGGAGGACUGCCGAGGUCGUACCGAUCCUCAAAAAGGACUCCCCCACAGACAUGAACGACUACCAGACUAUGCGCCUCAUCCCGUCAAUCAUGAAGCUACUUUGCGCCAUUCCCACGAACCGGAUCCAGAGAGGCCUCCAGGAGCGCAAGUUCUUCGCCCCAGAACAGGCUGGAUUCCGGAGCCGCGAGGAAUGCAUGAGCCAUGCCCUGACCCACAUUGAAGUGGCGCAACGUCGCUCCAUUGGCGGCCAACAACCAACUUACGUAUGCUUCAUCGACUUUCAAAAGGCCUUUGAAACGGCCCCGCACGAGGCUCCGUUUCUCAAGAUGGAACGCGCCGGAGUCUCCGAAAAGUGCUUGGCGUUCUUCAGUGCGCUCUAUGCAGACUCGUGGAUGCGCAUCCGACUGGGCGACGGGUCAAAAACCCCUUCCAUAAGAAUCCGACGUGGACUGCGACAGGGCGAACCCGCAUCCACGCUCCUUUUCAGCAUCUUCAUCAACGAUCUGCUGAACAACCGCAGACAAUUCGUGGUUGAGGUGCCGUGGAUAGACUGCGGAGAGCCCGGUAAAGAGCCCUCGCAUAGGAACCGCCUCGCAGGCCUUCUAUUCGCGGACGAUGUGGUGCUGUUGGCACCCGCCCCGGAAACGCUUGCGGCUAGCAUGGAACAAGUUAGCGCCUGGGCCGAUCGCUGGGAGAUGAGCAUAGGAGCAUCGAAGUGCGGCGUCAUGGUCAUCCAUGGAGACUCGCAGAGCAUUCGCAAUCGCUCGUGGCGGUUGCAGAAUCAGGAAAUUCCGAUCGUGGAAAAAUAUCGCUACCUGGGGGUCUGUCUCACGCCGACGCUCGACGAAAAGGCACACGUUGACGAGAUGAUCGCCAAGAUGCAUAGAGGUACAGCGAUCGCACGCCCAUUCCUAUCCGAUCCCUCUAUCCCCUUAGCAAUCCGUACGAGGGCGCUAAGGAUGUGUAUCAUCCAGCCUGCGACCUGGGGUGCUGGGUGGUGCGGCAUGAAGCACACAAAUGCCUCACGUCUGCAGACAGCCGCUAACAGGGCAAUGCGACUCGUUGUUGUUGUUGGAUGCUCAAUGCAGAGCAGAGCAACCAACCCGCUGGCACUCGGACUUGAACUCCAAAUACCCUCGACAGAAGCGAUAGCAGCAGGCUGCCGGGCAUGUAUGCGGGCCAAAGGGCCCACUAUGCGCACCUCUUUGAGUCGGAUUUUCAUGCAGACCCCAACGCACCGCUAG